Clonostachys solani is the source of this 942-nucleotide messenger RNA. Lineage: Eukaryota; Fungi; Ascomycota; Sordariomycetes; Hypocreales; Bionectriaceae. The record is from the annotation of a GenBank genome assembly.
AUGACGCCUCCCGACAAGGGGGAGGACAAGAAGCAGCAUCGCAGGCUGCAGAACAGGGCCAACCAAAGAGCACGCAGACAUCGUCUGAGAGAAAAGGAUUCAAGUACCAAAAUCCUUAAUCAGGGCCCGUUUGACAUCACGCGAUGGCGUCUCAGCGGCCGCAGCACCGCCCCGCCGCCUCUCUGGCCCGUCGCUGCUGAAAACCAGAGAAUCUUGGCCCAGCUCGCAAACAUGAUCCGGCUGGAGGUUUCGGCGAGCGCGCGGGACGACAAGGAGACUUGCGAUCACGCUCUACGCUCCGCCUACGAGUCUCUCUCGUCGACGCCUUCACCCAGACAGGACCUCCUGUUGAGCUUGAUACAGUACAAUGUCCUGCGCGGAAUCUUCGACAACAAAGUCGCCAUCAUGAGUCUGGUCACGUACUUUGCCGACAGCCAGCUCCGCGUCACGUUCCAGAAGGACGACCACCCGACCCGGGCCGUCAUCCUGCCAAGGACGACGCGCGAGGCCCUCCCGCCGUCCCUCCUGCCGACAGAAUUGCAGAUGACGGCCGAGCACCCGACCUGGAUCGACGCGCUCCCGAUCCCCGGGAUGCGCGACAACCUGAUCAAGCGGGAGGGGGGCUUCGACCCCCGCGAAUUCGCCCGGGACCUUGUCGGCGACCUCCUAGACAUCACUAGGCACUACAUGCCGCAGUCCGAGAAGUACUCGGACGAUUAUCUCGGAUCCGGUCCCCUGCAGGGAGACGACGAGCUCACCACGACACGCAAGGGUCUCAUCGUAUGGGGGGAGCCGUACAACGCCGCGAACUGGGAGGUGACUCCUGGGUUCGUACGCAAGUGGCGGUGGGCCAUGGAGGGCUGUGCGUGUCUGAUGGAGUCGACUAAUCGUUGGCGGGAGAGCCGGGGCGAGGAACCUCUACCUGUGAUCUCUGCCUGCUGA